Exophiala bonariae is the source of this 1551-nucleotide messenger RNA. RefSeq lists its product as uncharacterized. Gene Ontology annotation, molecular function: carbohydrate:proton symporter activity. Gene Ontology annotation, cellular component: membrane. Lineage: Eukaryota; Fungi; Ascomycota; Eurotiomycetes; Chaetothyriales; Herpotrichiellaceae. The coding region runs from base 1 to 1551 and encodes 516 amino acids. Gene Ontology annotation, biological process: transmembrane transport; carbohydrate transport. The record is from RefSeq and is a predicted model, not a curated record. The transcript is spliced from 3 exons.
AUGUCUCACCCCAAGUUAGAUGAUGCAGGGCUUUCAAAUCUCAAAGAAGUCGCAAGUCACUGUGAAAGCCGGAAUGAUGAUCGCGAGGAAUUACGAGAGGCCCAGAUCGCGGCUGAACAUGAACGAGAAACCUCAUUCCUCAAAUCGCUGAAGCUUUACCCUGCUGCGAUUGCUUGGUCUGUCCUGCUGUCAACCGCCAUUAUCAUGGAGGGCUACGACAUGAAACUGAUCGGCUCUCUGAACGCCCAGCCGGCUUUUAAACGGCGUUAUGGCAAACAACUACCUAACGGCCGCUACGAAAUCCCAGCUCCAUGGCAAGCAGGUCUGUCAAAUGGCGCCUCCGUUGGCUCACUUAUCGGCCUGUACCUUAAUGGUCACAUCUCCGAACGUAUCGGGUUCAAAAAGACCAUGUUGGCUUCUUUAGCCUUAAUGGCCGGCACCAUUUUUAUUCCUUUCUUCGCACCAAGCAUCGAGGUCCUACAAGUUGGACAGAUCUUCCAGGGCAUUCCAUGGGGAAUAUUCCAAACGCUGACCACCGCAUAUGCAGCUGAAGUCUGUCCUGUCCAUUUGCGCGGCUAUCUCACAACCUACGUCAACCUCUGUUGGGUCUUUGGGCAAUUCCUUUCGGCAGGUGUCCUUAGAGCCAUGGCCGGACGCACUGACGAAUGGGCGUAUCGAAUCCCCUUCGCGCUACAAUGGAUGUGGCCAGUCCCCUUGAUGGUCGGCAUUGCAUUCGCACCGGAAUCUCCCUGGUGGUGUGUGCGACAGAACCGCCUCGAAGAAGCAAAGCGCAAUCUGCGUCGUCUGACUUCAUGCAAUAAUCGAUCUGAUGAAGAUAUUCACCACAUGAUGGCACUCAUGCAAGUCACUGUCAACAAAGAGAAAGAAGCUGGCACUGGAUCUUCGUACCUCGACUGCUUCCGAGGGGUUGAUCUCCGCCGUACCAUUCUCGCCUGCUGCGUCUGGGCAAUCCAGAUCUUGUCCGGCACAGGUCUCCGCACUUACUCGACGUACUUCUAUCAACAAGCUGGCCUACCGACCGUGCAGGCCUUCAACAUGAGCGUGAUUCAAUACGCUCUGGGAAUCGUCGGCGUGUUCAUUGCCUGGUUCCUUCUACCAUACUGCAGCCGGCGAACGCUGUAUAUCUGGGGCCUGGCCGGUCUCGGCCUGUGCCUGAUCGUCAUCGGUGGCCUUGGUACGGUCGACUACACCACACGGCCCGCCAUCUCGUGGGGCAUUGGGAGCAUGCUGAUCGUGUACACCGUCAUCUACGACAUCACUGUCGGCCCCAUUUGCUACGCGUUGGUCUCUGAAAUCCCCUCUUCUUCGUUGCGGAGCAAAUCUAUCGUCCUCGCCCGCAUGACUUACAACCUGCUCAACAUCGUCAGCAACGUCAUCACACCCUUCAUGCUCAACCCAGGCGCCUGGGCGUGGGGUGCCAAGACAGGCUUCUUCUUCGCUGGAACGUGUGCCGUGUCUCUAGUGUUUACCAUCUUGUGCAUCCCGGAGACGAAGGGCCGCACAUAUGCAGAGUUGACGGUGCUGUUUUAG